AUCGAUCAAUGGCGAUUGUGUUUGUUUUGAGCUUCAGACCUUCAGUUUGUGCCAUCCAUUCAUCUUUUAAAAUAGUGAAGUGUGUUGAUAACAUAAUUACAUAAAUAACAUAACAAUUGCUAGCGAAGUGUGCUCAUAGUUUCAACUUAUACCAAACGUGCGGAACCCCUUGACUCUACAGUAGAUAACAUCCCAUUAUGUCGGACGCAGCACUAAAGAGAUGUGACGAGGUCGGAUCAAGUAAACAUCCGCUGAAAGAUGUCAAAUUCUCGUACGGAACAGCGGGUUUCCGAACUAAAGCCAAUACUUUGGACCCAAUUAUGUACCGUGUUGGCUUGAUGGCUGCCUUGCGGUCCGUCAAAUUUAAAGGCCAAUACAUCGGUGUCAUGGUGACCGCGUCACAUAAUCCUGUGUGUGACAAUGGUGUAAAGAUCGUCGAUCCCUAUGGCGAUAUGAUGGAGGAGAAAUGGGAAAGCUACGCCACCACCUUAGCCAACGCCCCCAACGGCGAGCUAGCAGCCACACUUCAGGACAUUGCUAAGGCACUUGACCUCAAUCUAGAAGACAUUUCCAAGGCCAAGGUGAUUUACGGAUACGAUACCAGGCCCAGUUGUCCAGAGUUGGUAGCAUCCCUGGUGGAUGGCUUCAAUGCGAUUGGAGUGGAAGUUUGCAAGGACCUUGGUGUCGUCACUACACCACAAUUACACUUUGUCACUCGCUGUCUGAACGAUCCAUCAUACGGAGAGGCCACUCUCGAGGGAUACUACAGAAAGAUUGCAGAAGCAUUCAAAAAGAUUCAGGGUCCAGGGAAGGGUCCAGAAGUCGUGCUUGACGGUGCCAACGGUGUGGGCGCACCUCGCACGAAUGACUUUAAGAAGUACGUGGGUAAAGCCUUCAAUGUCACGAUCGUGAACGAUGCUUCUCAUAAAGAUGAUGUCUUGAACGAUAGUUGUGGUGCCGAUUUCGUCAAGGUGCAGCAGAAGGCGCCCAAUAACGUGACGCCGACCCACGGCGUCCACUAUGUAUCGUUUGAUGGCGAUGCCGAUCGCGUUAUGUACUACUUCUUCGACAAGGACAUGAAGUUCCACAUGCUGGAUGGUGAUAAGAUUGCCACCCUCAUUGGCGGCUACCUAGCUGAACUCGUAAAGGAUGCCGGACAUUCGCUGAACUUGGGUGUUGUACAGACCGCUUAUGCUAAUGGAAGCUCGACGGCAUACUUGGAGAACGAGAUGAAGGUACCAAUUGCCUGCACGCCCACGGGUGUCAAACAUCUGCAUCACGCCGCUAAGGAUUUCGAUAUUGGAGUGUACUUCGAGGCGAAUGGUCAUGGCACGGUCAUCUUCGACUCCAAAGUGGAGAAGAAGAUUAGAGACACGGACGCCUCUAAGCUAUCGGCAUCUCAGCAGGAAAAGCACGCACUCCUGCUGAAUGUGAUCGAUCUCAUUAACCAGACCGUAGGAGACGCACUCUCCGAUGCGCUUAUGGUCGAGGUAGUACUGAAGCAGAAGAAUUGGACCUGUGAAGACUGGGAUGCCUGCUACACAGACCUCCCCAACCGACAGCUCAAGGUCAGCGUAAAGGACCGAACUGCCGUGCAGGUCACCAACGCCGAGCGCCAGACCACAGCACCCGCUGGCCUGCAGGAGGCGGUAGAUGAGGCUGUGGCGAAGUACUCGAAGGGACGCUCGUUUGUGCGCCCGUCAGGCACUGAGGACGUAGUGCGUGUGUACGCGGAGGCGGAGACUCGUGAGUUGUGCGACCAGUUGGCGUACGAGGUGGCUCAGAUCACACACAGAAUCGCCGGUGGUAUAGGUGAAGCUCCCUCGCAAUAAAUCGCCUGGGUGUGGAAUUGGGCAUUGGGAUACUGGUACUUCCUGUUCAUCGAUCAUCACACAUUAAAAACUUUGAAAUACGAAUAAUUUUGGUAGGAUCACAGUAAAUGAUAAUUGUUAAUAAAACUGGUUAUUGAUACCAAAUGUCC
Molecule: messenger RNA, 1981 nt
Organism: Sphaeroforma arctica JP610
Lineage: Eukaryota; Ichthyosporea; Ichthyophonida
Product: phosphoacetylglucosamine mutase
Exons: 8
Coding region: 198-1832 (544 amino acids)
Biological process (GO): UDP-N-acetylglucosamine biosynthetic process; carbohydrate metabolic process
Molecular function (GO): phosphoacetylglucosamine mutase activity; magnesium ion binding
Source: RefSeq, a predicted model, not a curated record